Molecule: messenger RNA, 1295 nt
Organism: Dermacentor andersoni
Lineage: Eukaryota; Metazoa; Arthropoda; Arachnida; Ixodida; Ixodidae
Biological process (GO): DNA-templated transcription initiation
Molecular function (GO): DNA binding
Source: RefSeq, a predicted model, not a curated record
GGGCAGCAGUAUCCGAAGAAGAUAACGCCAUAGCGGGGCUGUGGGUAAAUCCCUGCAUCGGGUGCUCGCGAGGGCUGUUGUGAUGGUUCAGGCAUGGGUAAACUAACGUGUCUCAUCUACUAAUCACAAACCCACGACAGCGGCGGUUUUUACAACCGGUAUAUAAUCGCUUUCGCCUCGGACGACUUCCACGUGCCCUCAUCGUUAUGUUUGACGACCUCGAUCACGACAUGGAGUCAUCAUCGAGCGCAAGACCGGCUGAUACUCAGCGCUCAACGCCUCACUCGGCAAGCGCAGGCACGUUCCCAUCAACGCCUGACUCACUCAAGACACCAAUCCCGCCAGCAGCAACAGCAGAUCCUGAAAUCGUCCCACAGCUUCAGAAUAUCGUCUCAACAGUAAACCUCGACUGCAAGUUGGACCUGAAGAAGAUCGCCUUGCAUGCCCGAAAUGCGGAGUACAAUCCCAAGCGUUUCGCUGCUGUUAUCAUGCGCAUCCGAGAGCCCCAAACCACAGCUCUGAUUUUUGCCUCGGGGAAGAUGGUGUGCACCGGAGCCAAAAGUGAAGAUCAAUCAAGGAUGGCAGCAAGAAAGUAUAGCCGGAUCGUCCAGAAGUUGGGCUUUGAUGUGAAGUUUCUCGCUUUCAAGAUUCAGAACAUGGUCGGCAGCUGCGAUGUCCGUUUUCCCAUAGAUCUGGAAGAGCUUCAACGGAUGCACAGCCAAUUUGCUAGUUACGCGCCUGAGCUGUUUCCAGGACUUUUCUACCGCAUGGUCAAGCCCCGUGUUGUCCUGCUUAUCUUCGUAUCGGGAAAAAUUGUGCUCACAGGAGCCAAGGAACGGUCUCAAAUUUAUGAGGCGUUUGAAAACAUUUAUCCAACAUUGAAGAGCUUCCGCAAGCAUGGCAGCUAUAGUGGGAGGACUUGAUGUGGCCCAUCAGCAUCAUUUGCAGUGUGUAAAUCAACGUCAUGGUCCAAUUCUUCAGCCGAGGUCACAUCGACUUUCUGUGAAAGAACUUGCAUGUGCCUGAAUAAAUUAUACGACAUGAUUCUCGACGCAUCGUGCGUUCCAUUAAAAAUAAGAAAAAAAAACUGCACAUUGUGUUGGAUCUUGAUGCAGGCUUUCCCGUGAAACAUAAGCAAUUUUUAUGGGAACACACAAUACCAGUGAUACACUUGUAUAUACUUGUAAAUAAGAAAAGGACAAUAUCAGAAUAAUACCUUAUCAUCUCCUCGAUCUGUGUAAGCUAAAUUGCGGCAGUUCUGUUUUAAACGAAUAUUUUGUUUCAAUUUCUGUUCU